This is a messenger RNA of Cornus florida, 3451 nucleotides long. Its product is annotated as beta-galactosidase 3-like. Gene Ontology annotation, biological process: carbohydrate metabolic process. The coding region runs from base 376 to 2940 and encodes 854 amino acids. Lineage: Eukaryota; Viridiplantae; Streptophyta; Magnoliopsida; Cornales; Cornaceae. Gene Ontology annotation, cellular component: cell wall; vacuole. The transcript has 19 exons. The record is from RefSeq and is a predicted model, not a curated record. Gene Ontology annotation, molecular function: carbohydrate binding; beta-galactosidase activity.
CUCUUUUUGGGUGUGGUGUUGAGCUCACAGUCACGCAGUGAUGACUCUCUCGACAUCUGUGAUUGAUAGCUGUAUAGUAUAAAAUUAUAACUAUAUAUAUAUAUAUAUAUAUAUAUAUAUAUUGGUAGUAAAUGGUUGGUCUCAGAUUUCUCAGAGUGGUGAGUCCAAAGAAGUAAUGGACCAUUUUGGUUAACACCGACACUACCAGACUACCAGUAAAUCACCAAAUUCCCUCUCUGUAAUCUUGUCUAGAUUGCCACAAUUCUGAUUCUGCUUUUGAGUUUGCCACAACCCAGAAAGAGAUAGAGAGAGAAAUUUUGUAUAUAUAUCUAUCUAAGUGAAGAAGCAUAGUAGAGAGAGAGAGAGAGUUCAAUCAUGGAAACCAACUCAGUUUCCAAAUGGGUGUUCUUGUUCAGCUUUGUACUGUAUUUGGGUUCUCAGAUGAUCCAUUGCAGUGUGACCUAUGAUAGCAAGGCCAUUGUCAUCAAUGGGCAAAGAAGAAUCCUCAUCUCUGGCUCCAUACAUUACCCCAGAAGCACCCCUGAUAUGUGGGAAGAUCUCAUACAGCAAGCUAAAGAAGGGGGUCUUGAUGUCAUUGAAACCUAUGUUUUCUGGAAUGUCCAUGAGCCUUCUCCUGGCAAUUAUAAUUUUGAAGGGAGAUAUGAUCUAGUUAGGUUCAUAAAGACUGUGCAGAAAGCGGGGCUCUAUGCUCAUCUUCGCAUUGGGCCUUAUGUUUGUGCAGAAUGGAAUUUUGGAGGGUUUCCUGUUUGGUUGAAGUAUGUUCCAGGAAUCAGCUUCAGGACAGACAAUGAGCCUUUCAAGAAUGCCAUGCAAGGGUUUACCCAAAAAAUUGUCAAUUUAAUGAAGAGUGAAAAUCUGUUUGAGUCCCAGGGUGGCCCCAUCAUCCUCUCUCAGAUUGAGAACGAGUAUGGGCCGCAAGGUAAGGCACUUGGAGCUGCUGGUCAUGACUACAUGACUUGGGCUGCAAAAAUGGCUGUUGGACUAGGCACAGGGGUCCCUUGGGUGAUGUGCAAAGAAGAAGAUGCCCCAGAUCCUGUGAUAAACACGUGCAACGGCUUCUACUGUGAUACUUUCUCUCCUAAUAGACCUUACAAACCAACCAUUUGGACAGAGGCUUGGAGUGGCUGGUUUACGGAGUUUGGUGGCCCAAAUCACCAGAGACCAGUUCAGGAUUUGGCAUUUGCGGUUGCUCGAUUCAUACAAAAGGGAGGAUCAUUUGUUAAUUACUACAUGUACCAUGGAGGGACGAAUUUCGGACGCUCUGCUGGCGGCCCUUUCAUCACUACCAGCUAUGACUAUGAUGCUCCACUUGAUGAAUAUGGUUUGAUCAGGCAACCAAAAUAUGGUCAUUUAAAGGAGCUUCAUAAGGCUAUUAAGCUAUGUGAGCGAGCUUUAGUUUCAGCAGAUCCCACUGUCACUUCUAUGGGGAGCCUUCAACAGGCUCAUGUGUUUUCAUCAGAAUCUGGAGAUUGUGCAGCUUUCCUCUCAAACUAUAAUACCAAGUCUGCUGUAAGAAUAAUGUUUAACAACAUGCACUACAACUUGCCUCCUUGGUCCAUUAGCAUCCUUCCCGACUGCAGAAAUGUAGUCUUCAAUACUGCAAAAGUUGGAGUACAAACGUCCCAAAUGGAAAUGCUUCCAAGCAAUGCUGAUAUGUUCUCAUGGGAGACUUAUAAUGAAGAUAUCUCUUCUCUGGAUGACAGCGCAACAUUCAAUUCUCAUGGUCUCUUGGAGCAGAUAAAUGUCACUAGGGAUACUAGUGAUUAUCUUUGGUACAAAACUAGUGUUGAUAUUGGUUCAUCUGAAUCCUUCUUGCACGGUGGCGAACUCCCAACUCUCAUAGUGCAGUCAACAGGCCAUGCUCUGCAUGUAUUCAUAAAUGGACAGCUUUCAGGUUCUGCCUUUGGGUCGAGGGAGAAUCGGAGAUUCGCAUUUAAAGGAAAGGUGAAUUUACAAGCUGGAACAAACAGAAUCGCACUGCUGAGUGUCGCUGUUGGAUUGCCAAAUGUUGGGGGACAUUUUGAGACUUGGAACACCGGAGUCUUAGGUCCAGUUGCACUGCACGGACUUGACCAGGGGAAAUGGGACUUAUCCUGGCAAAAAUGGACUUAUCAGGUUGGGCUGAAAGGAGAGGCCAUGAAUCUUGUCUCUCCAAAUGGUAUUUCGUCUGUUGACUGGAUGCAGGGUUCUCUGAUCGCUCAAAAACAACAGCCACUGACAUGGCAUAAGGCUUAUUUCAAUGCACCUGAUGGAGACGAGCCAUUGGCUUUGGACAUGAGCAGUAUGGGGAAAGGUCAAGUAUGGAUUAAUGGUGAAAGUAUCGGAAGAUAUUGGCUUGCAUAUGCUUCUGGUAAUUGCAAUGGGUGCGGUUAUUCCGGGACAUUUCGGCCUCCAAAGUGUCAAGUUGGCUGUGGCCAACCAACCCAGCGAUGGUAUCAUGUUCCUCGGUCUUGGUUAAAGCCGACGCAAAAUCUGUUGGUGCUUUUUGAAGAACUUGGAGGGGAUCCCACAAAAAUUUCUCUCGUGAAGAGAUCAGUAACCAGUGUCUGUGCAGAUGUCACUGAAUAUCACCCAAAUAUUAAGAAUUGGCAUAUUGAAAGCUAUGGAAAAGCAGAAGAGUUCCACAGACCCAAAGUUCACCUGCGGUGUGGUCCAGGCCAAUCCAUUUCUUCCAUCAAAUUUGCAAGCUUCGGAACUCCUUUGGGAACCUGUGGGAGUUUCCAGCAAGGAACAUGCCAUGCUGCUACUUCGUAUGCCAUCUUAGAGAAGAAAUGCAUUGGGCAGCAGAGAUGCGCGGUGACCAUUUCAAAUAGUAACUUUGGGCAAGACCCUUGUCCCAAUGUAUUAAAGCGUUUAUCAGUUGAAGCCGUUUGUGCCCCUAUCGGUUCUACAACCCUUCAGCCCAAUUCAAGGGGUUGAAAAGAUGGACUAAUGGCAGUGCACAAAUGUUGCAACUAGUGACUUUAACUAUACGUGCCGGAAAAAAGUAAAAGCAAUGAAAUGAGAAUAAAGGGAAAGUAUAGGUGAAGUUUGUUAGUCCUUUGGUGAAUGCCAUUGUUUUUCUGGAGAGAAGAUUCUGCCAAGGGUGUAUGGUAUUUAGAGGUAGGUAGAUUUAAUUUAAGAGGGGUUAAAGAGCCUCCAUAGAAAUAGUUGUUUUUAAGAUAGUGAAGUUUGUAGAUUCUUGGAGCUCUGCAUUGUGAGCUCCUUGAUGGAUGUCAAACCCUGGUGCCCAUCCUUUUAACCUGAAAUGGGUGCUAGGAAAGGCAUGGUCUCUGUUGUUGAGUAGUUGGUGUGAUUUGUUAGUUUGUUUGUAAAAUUGGGGGAAAUCAAACCCUGUUUAGGUUCAUGGUAGGAGUGGAUCCUAGUGUGACCUUUCUUUGCUUUGUAUGCAGUUCUUGGCGAUAAUUUAAAGGAACUUGAGUGUUGUCAA